This is a messenger RNA of Saccharomyces paradoxus, 432 nucleotides long. RefSeq names its product Tvp15p (gene TVP15). The transcript has a single exon. Gene Ontology annotation, biological process: vesicle-mediated transport. Lineage: Eukaryota; Fungi; Ascomycota; Saccharomycetes; Saccharomycetales; Saccharomycetaceae. Gene Ontology annotation, cellular component: Golgi membrane. Bases 1 to 432 code for a protein of 143 amino acids. The record is from RefSeq and is a predicted model, not a curated record.
AUGUCAGCUAUUCCUCCAAAAUUUUUCAAAAUUGCAAACAUAUCAAUUGGCUGCAUAGAUAUUAUUGCAGCUCUUUCACAAUUGACGUACCUUUUCACCAAUUUAAGCAUCUUUCUCUUAGCAGUUUAUGGACUGGCACUCUCCAUACCUAUCGUCUACCUGGAGUUUAAGGUGCCAUCAAAUCUUUACAGGUAUGCUUCUUUUUACUUUAGUUUUCUUGGAAGAGGUUUAUCUUAUAUUUUACUGGGUCUGAUAAUUAGCUUCGGCGGUAUCUACAACAUAUUGGCGGGAAUGUUUACUUUCAUUUUAGGGGUUGCGUUUAUUGUCUUCCAUUUUUCUCAAUUUGUGGAAGAACCUGCCAACUUCAGAGCACCCGGCUCGUCUUUGUCAAUUGGUGACGAUGACAUCGACGAUGACGAUGACAUGAUUUAA